Molecule: messenger RNA, 303 nt
Organism: Ilex paraguariensis (yerba mate)
Lineage: Eukaryota; Viridiplantae; Streptophyta; Magnoliopsida; Aquifoliales; Aquifoliaceae
Source: the annotation of a GenBank genome assembly
AUGACUGUCCCUCCUCUAAAGGAGAAUGUGGUGACAUCUAUCUCUGUUAUUGAUAAUUCUCCUGAUGCGUGCCCUGCCCCCAUCUCCCUAAACAAAUUUGGUUGUCUAGAUCUUGAAGGAGGUCAACUUGUGGUGGAUCUCUCCCCUAAAGUUGUUGAAAAGCCGGAGGGGUCCUAUGAGAUACCCAAAUCCCCUAGAAAGCUAAUUGGGAAAACAAAGAAGAAGAAAAUUAAGAACAAAAAAACUAAGGAUGGAAUUAUGGAGAUCCCUCUUUGCCCCUCUGUCUCUAAAUCUCCAUGUUGA